UGGCGGCCAUCAAUAGCAGAUCAAAAUGUAAACAAACAAUCAAAAUUUUGUAUGUAAGUCGAUGUAAGUGAUCAGUAAUCAGAUAAGCAAAUAAGAUCAAUCAACAUGCUCAGAACUAAUACUGUUGUUAAAACCAUCUCUUCAAUGCGUCGGAGUUUGGCCCAAAGUCAAUGGUAUACUAGAUCAUAUGCGGUCGGAAACGUAAAUGUUAUAAAGAAAUAUACACCUCGUCGUGCAAUGAUGUAUGUUCCUGGGAAUGACUGGAAAAAGAUUAAUAAGAUUCCUUCCUUGGAAGCUGAUAGUUUUAUCCUGGACUGUGAAGAUGGUGUAGCUUUGAACCGGAAAGAAGAAGCCAGAAACAACAUUAAGAAAAUUUUCCAAGAACAAAUAUUUCCAGAAGGGAAAUCUGAAUUGUCUGUAAGAGUGAAUUCAAUAGACAGUGGUCUUUGCAAAGCAGAUUUAGAAGCUGUUCUGAAGGGCCCAAUUUUCCCAUCAACACUUCAUCUCCCCAAGAUGGAAUCGAAAAAUCAGCUUGAUUGGCUUGCGCAAGAACUAGAGUCCCUUCUGGGCAAGGAACAUAAUAUCAAAUUGAUUGUGUUUGUAGAGUCAGCCAGAUCUUUACUUGAUAUGAAGGAGCUCAUUCAACACAGUUUUACUUUGAUGAACCAAGGAGCACCUUUUACUCUAGAAGCUGCAAUAUUUGGUUCAGAUGACUUCUGUGCUGAUAUUGGUGCAACAAGAACACCAGAAGCCAAGGAACUUCUAUACUCCCGUCAGUAUUUUGUCACUUGUGCCAAAGCCUACCGUCUACAAGCGAUUGACUUGGUGUACAUCAAUUUCAAGGAUAUCGACGGUCUAUGGACCCAGUCAGUGGAAGGUGCUCAAAUGGGUUUCACGGGAAAACAGGUGAUACAUCCAAGCCAAAUUGAAGUGGUACAGCAGGCCUUCAGUCCAUCGAUUGAGAAGAUGCAAUGGGCUCGCGAACUCAUUCAAUCCUUUGAAGCACAUCAGCAGUCUGGAAAGGGCGCAUUCACCUUUCAUGGACACAUGAUCGACAUGCCUUUACUUCUACAAGCCAGAAACAUUCUUCAAAUGGCAGAAAAUCUCAACCAGUAAUAUUAAUACACAAUUUAUAUUUCAUA
This is a messenger RNA of Daphnia pulicaria, 1142 nucleotides long. Its product is annotated as citramalyl-CoA lyase, mitochondrial-like. Bases 106 to 1116 code for a protein of 336 amino acids. Gene Ontology annotation, biological process: regulation of cobalamin catabolic process. Gene Ontology annotation, molecular function: (S)-citramalyl-CoA lyase activity. NCBI's taxonomy places the organism in Eukaryota, Metazoa, Arthropoda, Branchiopoda, Diplostraca, Daphniidae. The record is from RefSeq and is a predicted model, not a curated record. The transcript is spliced from 5 exons.